Molecule: messenger RNA, 1997 nt
Organism: Phaedon cochleariae (mustard beetle)
Lineage: Eukaryota; Metazoa; Arthropoda; Insecta; Coleoptera; Chrysomelidae
Source: the annotation of a GenBank genome assembly
CGACUUCAAUACAACAAACGACUUGUUUCACCACUGUCUCAUCUGGCACUUUCAUUCAUAUCGCUACCAUAAGAAUGAAGACGUAGAAAUUAACGAUCAUGCCUCAUCUGUGUACCAUCGGAUCCAAAAAGUUCGAAGAUGAAACGAGAUCAAGAGGUUUUUCGGUAUUGUCAUCGAAAUGGCUGUCUUUGGUGGUGAUUUCACCUGAAAAUCCCUUAUGCUCCAUUUACUUCAGGAGCGCAAAUGGGGUGAGGGCAGAGAAAAUCAAGCAGCUAUGUUCUAAGCACCGCUACAUCAUACAUCCUCUUAGUAAAUUCAGGAAAUGGUACGACGUGUGCAUACUUUUUAUUUACAUAAUGAUGUUGGUAGUGAAACCUAUAGACAGCAGUAUUGGAAGAGGACAAAGCAUGAAUAACCUUUUUACUUACUACCGAGAAUUUUCGCUAGCUUUGGACGUUGUCUCUUGGGCCAAUAUUGUAUUAACUUUCUGCAUGGGGUAUACUGAUGCAAAACACAAGAAGAUAGAAAUGCGGCCAUCGAAAAUAACUAGGAAUUACAUAUUCAGUCCUUAUUUCAUAGGAGAUGUUUUUUCGUCUAUACCCAGAUAUUUGAUUUACUAUUUGAGAGGAGGACCAGAAAAUGAACUGUUUAGAGCAAGGAGCAUUGGAUGUCUGAAUAUAUUUUGUGUACUGAAAUUCUUCCGAAUUUUCACUGUUCUCGGAUUAAUUUCUAAAAUUAGCUACAGUUUUCACAUCAAAUCCGGCACAGCAGUAUUUCUGGCGUCAUCAAUAUCAGCCUUCCUGUACAUUUUGCAUCUGUCGUCGUGCCUGAUAUUGACAGUACCCAGGCUGGUGCGGUACAAUUUUGGGUCAGAGACCAAGGAGUGGCUCCGACAGCAUUUUGGCGAAGAUUACAAGAAGCUCUAUAUAAAGGCAGCCUUCAAGAGUUCCGCAUGUCUUUUAGGUAUUCGAUACGAUCUCGAAAAAAAUGAAUACGUUGAGGAUUAUCUGGUAGCCAUCACUACAUAUAUAGUCGGAAAAUUUCUUAUCGCAAUUACUUGGAUUGUGUUAGCACUGGCGAUUUUGAACAGUAGAUCAAUGGAGAUAGAGUACCAAGGGAUAAUCAACCAAUUGAACGAGUACAUGAGACAGAAACAACUACCUCUCAAAUUGAGACAAAGAAUUAUGCAGUUUUAUGCUUUCAAAUACCAAAGGAGUUACUUCAAAGAGGAUUUGAUCAAUAGUUUACUCUCAGAUAAGCUUCGUAAAGACAUCAAUUUGCACGUGUGUCGAUCGCUGAUAGAAAACGUGUCGCUGUUCGCUGAACUUCCUCCCAAUCAGGUGAGAGACGUUGUAGCCAUGUUAAUACCCGAGAUAUUCCUACCCAGUGACGUCAUCAUACAAUCUCGCACCAACGGGGAUUCCAUGUACUUUCUGUCCAGCGGAACUGUCGCGGUGUAUACCCAUUCAGGAAAAGAGAUAUGCCACUUGCAAGAUGGCGCAUAUUUCGGCGAAAUAUCGCUGGUCUUGAAAGAUCAGGCGCGAACAGCAACGAUUAUAGCGAUAGAGGUGACUCAAGUUUAUCGCUUGAAAAAGAAGGAUUUCGAGAAAACUUUGGUGAAAAACAGGUCUGUCUAUCAGUCACUAAUUCAUCGAGCUGAACAAAGACUGAAAGAAAAUUUGCAGAUGGAGGAAAGCUAUAAGAUGGCGUUAUUUGAAAAAACUUACACCAGAACGUCUGAACCUGUUACAAGUACACGUCGUUCCACUUUGCAUCAGCCAGGUAGCACGUUGAAAGUUUUCCAGGAUAUAUAAAGAAUGAAGAGUUUAUAUAUAAUAAUAGAUAUAAUUAAGGUGAAAUAAUGUGUUAACCUCAGUCAAUGGUGUGAAAUCAUAUCUAAUGGUUUAGAAAGUGAUGUACAUUCUUGACGUUUGUUUUGUUAUGUUUUCAAUAAAGAAAGAAAAUGAAUGAAAUGUUUUCAUUGUUUUCAUAUAUUA